Molecule: messenger RNA, 687 nt
Organism: Macroventuria anomochaeta
Lineage: Eukaryota; Fungi; Ascomycota; Dothideomycetes; Pleosporales; Didymellaceae
Exons: 2
Source: RefSeq, a predicted model, not a curated record
GCUCCUCCGUCAAGCGGUCCUUACACGCCAUCCUCGCCAAGCAACACCGCCACUGACGCUGUUCCAACAUCUGGAUACCCAAUCUCGAGCGGUUACGGCAGCGCCAGCUCUACCGGUCCUGUCGGCACAAACACAGACUCUGUCCCCACUUCCUCAAGCCCCGGCGUAUCCGGUCCAUCCUCGGGUGGCUACACAGCUCCUGGGACCUCUGCACUUCCCACCCAAGGCACCUCAAGCACUCCUGGGGGCUAUCCAUCCGGGUCAAUUCCAGUCGCACCGUCUAGCACCCUGAGCAAUGUGUCUGGCACAUAUCCCGCCGUCACGUCUGUCAGCUCUGGUUUGGUGUACCCUGGACCUCCACCACCAGCCAGCACGACCGUCAUCGAUGGCACUACUAGGAUUACGAGCCGUUUGACUCUGAUAUCGACGAACUACGUUACCGCACCGUUGCCCUCGAGUAACCCAUCUACCGACACCGCCACGGAUGCUGUUCCCACGAGCCGCGGCACUGGAUAUCUCCCGUCUGGAUCUGGCUACCCUUACCCAUCUGGCAGCGCUAAUGGCACUAUCAUCGCUCCCACUCCGUCGUACAUCGAGGUCCCUGUCAACAUGGGUCAGACCGUCGCCAUAGGCCACAGUCCCAUCGCAGCCAUCGUCAUCGCUUUGGCCUUCGCGCUCUUCGCUUAA